GAAGUGCGUUGACUGCGCGGAGGUUGAAAUUCAAAAGUGACUGGUGUGGCGGAUUGGCUUGGCCGAUUGGCCUGGCGAAUUGGCCUGGCUCCGACGUUUUGCGGCGCGAGCCCUUGAGAGGACGCGGGUCUCGUCACCCUGCCUGCUGCCUUUGCAUCCCUUCCUGUGCGGACCACCAUGGACGUGCAGGCGCAGAGAAAGGGAAGGGAAGGGAAGAGGAACGUAGAACUGAAGGCGGCCCUGGUCAAGUCCUCCUCCCGACUGCCCCUGUCAGCAAGCAGCCUCAAGAGGGGUCCUGACCAGAUGGAGGAUGCCUUGGAGCCUGCAAAGAAACGGACACGAGUCAUGGGUGCAGUGACCAAAGUUGACACAUCCCGUCCCAGAGGACCACUCCUCAGCACAGUGUCACAGACCCAGGGCCACAAUGCAGCUCAGAAAGGCCCUAAGAAGACAGGACCUGGUGGGUGCUCUGCUGUUGGUACAGUGCUGAGGAGCCAGAAGCCAGCUCCCGCUGCUCCUGCGAAGCCUGGCACAUCCACUGCUCCUGUGGUGGUAGGGAAGAGAGCUGGCAAACGCCCUGCCUGGGACCUGAAGGGCCAGUUGUGUGACCUCAAUGAAGAGUUGAAACGCUAUCGGGAGAAGACUGAAACGCUGGAACUGGAGAACCGGGGUCUUCGGGAGCAACUCAGAGAGGUCCAGGAGCAGGCCACGACCCUGGGGACAGAGCGGAACACCCUGGAAGGGGAGCUGGCCAGUGUACGCAGCCGAGCUGAGCAGGACCAGCAGAGGCUGGAGACGCUGAGUGCCCGUGUCUUGGAGCUGGAGGAAUGUCUGGGUACCAGGGAAAGGCUGCUUCAGGAGCUUCAGGGAGAGCGGCUGCAAUUGCAGGAGGAGCGGAGCACACUGAGCACCCAACUGGAGGAGCAGGAGAGGAGGUUUCAGGCCACAGAAGCAGCUCUGUCAAGCAGCCAAGAAGAGGUGGUGUGUCUUCGGCAGAAGACUGAAGCCCAGGUGACCUUACUGGCUGAGCAAGGAGACCGGCUCUAUGGGUUAGAGAUGGAGCGGCGGCGACUCCACAACCAGCUGCAGGAACUGAAGGGCAAUAUCCGGGUGUUCUGCCGCGUGCGCCCUGUCCUCGAAGGGGAAUCCACUCCAUCUCCUGGCUUCCUCGUGUUUCCUCCUGGCCCUGCUGGACCCUCUGAUCGCCCGACGGGCCUUAGCCUCUCACGAUCUGAUGAUCGGCGCUCCACCCUGACUGGGGCCCCGGCACCCACUGUCCGCCAUGAUUUCUCCUUUGAUCGGGUGUUCCCGCCGGGAAGCAAGCAGGAGGAAGUGUUUGAGGAGAUCGCCAUGCUUGUCCAGUCAGCACUAGAUGGCUACCCUGUGUGCAUUUUUGCCUAUGGACAGACAGGCAGUGGCAAGACCUUCACUAUGGAAGGAGGGCCUAGGGGAGACCCCCAAUUGGCAGGGCUGAUCCCUCGGGCCAUGCGGCAUCUGUUCUCUGUGGCCCAGGAGAUGAGCGGCCAGGGCUGGACAUACAGUUUUGUGGCGAGUUACGUAGAGAUCUACAAUGAGACCGUUCGAGACCUGCUAGCUACUGGGCCCCGCAAGGGACAAGGGGGCGAGUGCGAGAUCCGUCGGGCAAGCCCAGGGAGUGAGGAGCUUACUGUCACCAAUGCCCGCUAUGUCCCUGUUUCCUGUGAGAAAGAGGUGGAGGCCCUGCUCCAUUUGGCUCACCAGAACCGGGCUGUGGCCCACACUGCCCAGAAUAAGAGAUCAUCACGCAGUCAUAGUGUGUUCCAGCUGCAGAUUUCUGGAGAGCAUGCAGCCCGGGGCCUGCAGUGUGGCGCUCCCCUCAACCUUGUGGACCUAGCUGGGAGUGAGCGGCUAGACCCUGGCUUACCCCUAGGCCCUGGGGAGCGUGAUCGUCUUCGGGAGACACAGGCCAUUAACAGCAGUCUGUCUACAUUGGGACUGGUCAUAAUGGCCCUGAGCAAUAAGGAGUCCCACGUGCCUUACCGAAACAGCAAGCUCACCUACUUGCUGCAGAACUCUCUGGGUGGCAGUGCCAAGAUGCUUAUGUUUGUGAAUAUUUCUCCUCUGGAAGAGAAUGUCUCCGAGUCUCUGAAUUCACUACGCUUUGCUUCCAAGGUGAACCAGUGUGUCAUUGGUACUGCUCAGGCUAAUAAGAAGUGAAGUCGGAUCCAGAGCCCUUGCAAGCCAGUGCGCAUGCGUCUCUGUUUUAGUGUGUAUUUAUUCGGUGGGGGUGGGUGGGAGUUGAGACAUGAUAUUACUGGGUAUUUAUUAUGUAAUAAAGAAUAAUCUUUUGUAUGUUAAUCCUUUUCUUAAUCUUAGAUUUUAAAAAAUUGUGUGCAGUUGUUUUGCCUGAGUGUAUAUGCAUGCACCAUGUGCAUGUCUCCUGCUCCAGUGAGUUCAGAACAGGGCUUCAGGUCCUUCAAGAACUGGGAUUAUGGAAUACAUGUGGGUCCUCUGCAAAAUCAGUCAGUGCUCUUAACCGCCCAGCCAUCUUCCCAGCCCGGCCCUUGUUACAGCUCUAAACGGUUUUAUUAACUUAACGGUUUUAGCUGCCAAAGGAAGGUAUUGUAAAUAAAUACUGUAAGCACGUA
Molecule: messenger RNA, 2627 nt
Organism: Mus musculus (house mouse)
Lineage: Eukaryota; Metazoa; Chordata; Mammalia; Rodentia; Muridae
Gene: Kifc5b
Product: kinesin family member C5B
Exons: 11
Coding region: 178-2196 (672 amino acids)
Biological process (GO): microtubule-based movement
Cellular component (GO): spindle; nucleus; early endosome
Molecular function (GO): microtubule binding; ATP binding; microtubule motor activity
Source: RefSeq, marked validated